AUGUUUCAAACGAAAUAUUUUAUAUGUAAUGCUAAUCAGAAAAUUGUCUCUAUUUUCACUCGCCACCUAUUGGAAUUUAAUAUUGGAGAAACAGACUCAUUGGAAAACUGGAAAAGAUCAUCAUGUGAACAGAAGAUGGAAAUUGUUAGAAAACUUAUCUAUCCAACUCAGAAGUUUAUCUAUUCUCGAAUGAUUAUCAGCCAGGCAAUGGAUGGAUCCAUCGCUAACUCUUUGAUGAAAAAACUGGAUAAAAAGUUGAGACAACUUUUCCCAAAGCUUAAAAUGGGAGUGCUGAAAGAGUUGAGAAAAACUCCAUGGGUAGUGAAUAAUGGUGCAUUGGAAAUGUAUGAAGAUGCUCUUCAGAAAAUCAAUUUCACAACAUUUUCGGAUAUUCGAAAACCGCUGAAACAUGCUCAAUCGGUUUUUCUUCGGGCAAAAAAUAAAUGCAUAGAUUUAAUCCGUGCAAAGUAUUCUGAAGAAAUCGAAGAUGGAAUAUGUGAAGUUGUAGCUGCGGGAGAAGCGGUACGGUAUAUCAACAAGCCAAUUGAAUCCGUUUAUCAGAGCGAUUUGAGAGACAUUUUGACUGACCAAACGGCAGCAUUCAAUUCAAAAGAUAAUCAUAUUUACAUUGGAAAUGACUUUACGUUGCUAGCAAACACUGAUUAUCUAUCGGACUUGUACGGUGGAAUCGGUUUCUCCAUGACCCAUGAAAUUUUGCACACUCUGGUUUUCGACUACCGCGAUUUUGAAUCCCACAAUUCGUUGGCCGAAUUUUGGACAAAAGACGCAAAAUGCGUAGAGGAACAAACUCGUAAAACAUGUGAAACUUUUCCAACUGUGACAUGUGAUGCCAAAGAGACAUUUGAAGAAGACGCUGCUGACCUAGCUGCCUACCGUAUCGUUUGGAAUUUGUAUAAGAAGGCGUACACAAGAAAAACUGUUGUAGAGAAAUAUGAGGAUUUGGAUAAGAAACAACUAUUUUUCUACGGUGCUGCGGUUGUUUUUUGCUCACCGAAUGGGAUGGAGAAAUAUUCACAUCACGACACUACCCAUUCCAAUGUCUAUCAAAGAGUUAAUUCUUUGAUGUCCCAAAUGGAUGGGUUUUCUGAGGCUUUCAAAUGCAAACCGAGGGAAAGAAUGGUCCGGAACAAAGCGAGAACUUGCGAGUUGUACGGCUCCAAAGCUGAAAGGAAGAAAAAAUUUCAUUAA
This is a messenger RNA of Caenorhabditis briggsae, 1209 nucleotides long. The transcript is spliced from 7 exons. Gene Ontology annotation, cellular component: plasma membrane. Lineage: Eukaryota; Metazoa; Nematoda; Chromadorea; Rhabditida; Rhabditidae. Bases 1 to 1209 code for a protein of 402 amino acids. The record is from RefSeq and is a predicted model, not a curated record. Gene Ontology annotation, molecular function: metalloendopeptidase activity. Gene Ontology annotation, biological process: protein processing.